UAAUGGGUCAAGAUAAUAAUUUACGAGGUCGUGGACGUGGUAGACUUCGAGGUCGAGGUCGAGGUCGAGGAAGACUUGCUGGAGUUGUAACAAAUCAAAUAGUUGAUAUUGUGCCAAAAUAUCCAGUUCAUAAUCAAAGACGUACACUUGUUGAUCAUCUACCAAACACAACACCAAGAGCAACAUCAAAUCGUGGACAACAUCAUCAAACAACAUCAUCAUCUUCAUACAAAAGAAUUAAUUCAACUGUAUCAACUCGUUCAACACCUGCAAAUCGUCGUGCAACAACAACAGAUGAUUCAUCAGGUGGAAAUGAUCAAUUUGUUAUAAUAUCAAUAACUGGUGGUCGUGGUGAUGCAAGAGGUGAAAUUGGAAUGGCUGCAAUGGAUGCACAAUAUCCACACAUGGUACUUUGUCAAACAAGUGAUAAUAAUUCUUAUAUUAACACAUUAACAACAAUAAACAUGUUUCAACCAGUUGAAAUAUUAUUACCAGUAACAAUGGGAUCAAAAGAUCAAAAUCCAGAAAGUUUAUAUAAUGCCAUUAAAUCAAAAUUCAACAAUAUUCCAAUAACUGAAAUUGCUAGAAUGCAUUAUAAUGCAACAACUGGAUUUGAAAGAAUUAAAACUCAUUGUGCUGAUGAAUUUUCAUCAGUUAAACUUGUUAUUAAUAGUAAAUAUUAUGCAUUAGCUGCUGCAUCAGCAUUAUUUAAAUACAUUGAAUCAAUUCAACAUCUUGUUUAUGAGCCAAAAUCAUUGAGAAUAAAUUAUCAAAGUGCUGAAAAUGUUACAAUGAUUGACAUUGAAAGUGCUAAAAGUUUAGAGCUUGUUAAUUGUAAUGGUGCUAAUAAAAAAUAUAGUUUAUUUAGUUCACUUGAUCGUUGUUCAACACCAAUGGGUCGUCGUUUACUUCGUGCAUCAAUUUUACAACCAUCAUGUAAUAUCAAUGUAAUACAAACACGUCAAGCAUGUAUUGAAGAAUUAUUAUCAAAUCGUUCAUUGCAUUUAAUUUUACAACCAGUUAUACGUCGUUUAUCUGGUGGUAAUCGUCUUCUUGGUCUUGCUAUGAAAACAAGUCAAGCAGAUACAAUACAAUGUGCUGAAAGAAAUUUAAAUUAUAUAUUGUUGUUGAAAAAUACAAUUGACAUUAUACCAGAACUUCAGGGUGCAUUAAAAACAUCAAAAUCACCAUUUUUUAAACGUGUGCUGAGUACAAUUAGUGAUGAAAGAUUUAAUGAUAUGAAAAAUGAAAUUGAUAAAAUUAUACAACCAGAUGCUAAAGCAUUGAAAGGUUGUACAUCAGCAAAUAUGCAAAGAUGUUUUGCAAUAAAAGCUAAAAUAAAUGAUAUGCUUGAUAUUGCACGUCAAGCAUAUUGUGAAUUGAUUGAUGACAUGGUUAAAAUGGUUGAAAAAUAUAGUGAAAAUUAUAAACUAUCAUUAUCACUUGGUUUUACAAAUUCACUUGGUUAUCAUGUGCAAUUAGAAAUACCAAAAGGUAAAACAUUUGACUUGAAAAGUUUACCAGAUGAAUUUAUUCAUGCACAUAGAAAAAAUAAAAUAAUAUUCAUGACAACUGAAGAGCUUGUUAUUUAUGGUCAACAUUGUAAAGAUGCACGUGAUGAAAUACAUCUUAUGAGUAAUGCAAUACUUGAUGAACUGUUGGCUAAUUUGAGAAAACAUAUUGGUUGUUUGUUUCAAUUGAAUGAUGAUGUUGCUGAGGUUGAUCUUAUAAUGUCACUGGCAUCAAUAAGUUCAAUUGCUGAUUAUGUUCAGCCAACAUUUGGUGAAAGCUUAAAUGUUAAAAAUUCAAGACAUCCUGUUAUGGAUAUUCUAGGAUUUGAAUCACCAACACCAAAUGACAUUGUUGCAUCAAUUGCUUAUAAUUUCCAUACAAUAAGUGGACCAAAUAUGAGUGGAAAGUCUGUGUAUUUAAAGCAAGUUGUGUUGCUUCAUAUAAUGGCACAAAUUGGAUGUCGUGUACCAGCAACAAAAGCACAAUUUAGAAUAUCUGAUAGAAUUUUUUGUCGGCUAAGUGCAAGAGAUGAUUUUGAAUUUAAUGCAUCAACAUUUACCAUGGAGAUCAAGGAGGCUCAUUAUAUACUUCAAUCAUUGACGAAUAAAUCAGUCGUUGUUCUUGAUGAGCUGUGUCGAAGUACAACUGUCGAAGAAGGCUCAUCAAUUGCAUGGGAAAUAUCAAGGCUACUUUUAUUAUCACCAGCUUUUACAUUUAGUGCAACUCAUUUUACAUUUCUCUGGAAGUUGGCUGAUGUUUAUCCAAAUGUAACAAAUCAUCAUUUAGAAGCAAUACCAAGAGAUACAGAUAGACCUGAAGAAGCACGACUUGUUUAUACACAUAAAUUAAAAAAAGGUGUUGUUGUUAUUGAACAUUAUGGAAUGAUUCUUGCAAGAUCAACAUGUUUACCAAAAAAAAUACUUGAUGAUGCACAAAUGUAUAUUGAUAAAAUCAAAGAAACAAUGGAGAUUAAUAAAACAAUUAGAUACCAAAUUGAUUAUCGUGUUAAAAUGAAUUAUGAUGCAUUGGCAAGUGUUUAUGAAAAAAUAGAAGAAAAAAAUAUAAAAGAUGAUGAAUUAUUAACGUUAUUAAAUGGUAUUGAUCUUUUAACUUGUAAUGAUUCGGAGGAAACAGAUAUUAAUAAUUUAUCUGAUACAGAAAAUGAUGUGCCAAAUAAACAAAAAUCAAAUUUAACUUAUUGUGGUCAAACAAAAGAUGGUAAAUUAAUUGUUAAUGAUGAUGAGACAAGUUACUGUGACUGUGAUGAUAAUAUAUCUGUUAAAUCACAAAAUUAUUUAUCAUCAAACCGUGUGACUCUUCAAAAAUCACCAUCAAAAAGACCAUCAUCAGUUUCACGAGUACUUGAGCCAAGAGCAAAGGUUCCAAAGCUGUCACAACCUAAUUUGCCAUUGACACAACAAAAAAAACAAUCAACAAAACGUACUGGUGAUCCAAAUUAUCUUCCAUUUUAUCAACGUGAUAAUGUAACAUCAUCAAAUUCAUCAAUGACACCAAAAAGACCAGCAUUUAAUUUUAAAAAUAUAUUAACAGACAAAGAUUCACCUCUUUAUAUACCAACAUCAUCAAGAACACCACAAAAUAAAUUAUUUAUCAAGCCAAAAAAUACAACAGUACCAAGAUCAGUCAAAAGUACAUCAUCAAAAAAUCAAUUUACAAUACCAGAAUUUUGGCAAGAAUUUAGAAAAGAAAAUGAAUCAAUGAAAAAUAAAAUAUCACAUGAUGAUAAUGAUGAUGAUUAUGAAGAUAAUUUAAAGAGUAAAAAAACAGUAAUGACACCAGCAUUGGCAGCUGCAACUUUGGGCAUACCAAAAUUUCAAGUACCAUCACGAAAUAAUGAUGAAUUGCCUGAAGAAUACAGACACAUGAAGUAUUUAUUAAAAAAUAUUGAUUAUGAUCAAGCAAGUACAUCAAGAGACGAUUUUGUUAAAUCACGUGAUCAAUUAUUUACAUCUGAAAUUGUCAAACGAAGCGAAUUAAUACUGUCUGAAGUGACAAAGCCAAAAACACCAUUAACAACAAAAACUUUUGUUAAAAAUUCAACACCAGCUGGUCAAUCUUCGUUUGUUAAAAAAUCACCAGCAAGUCGUACUUCUGUUGGUAAAAAAUCAACAACUUCUCGUAGCAUUAAUUUACUGUCAGAAAUUCAAAAAGAAUUUAAACUUGAUAAACUUGUUACAAAUAAUAAUAUGAAAAAAAAACAAUCAAGUACGUCACAAGAAUCACCUGCAAUGUUGACAAAAUCAGAGCUUCAUGCAAUGACUGGUUAUAAUAUCAAUUCACCAAGCUGCAGCCAUGAUAGAAAAAAUGUUAAUUUAUUACCAGGGAUGACUGACUCUGAUGAGGAAUAUGAAAAAUUUGUUAUUUCUCAAACAUCAUCUAUGGAAAAUGAAAUGGCACAAAUAACUGCUCGUAAAAAAGAAGCAGCUGUUUUUCGGCUUAUUGAAGGAAGUCAGUUUAAUGAAGAAGACUUUUUAGCAAGUCAACCAAGUAUAGAUGAUACUGUUUUAGUUACAGACAGUGAUCGUAAUUAA
Messenger RNA from Aphidius gifuensis, 4064 nucleotides. RefSeq names its product mutS protein homolog 4-like. Gene Ontology annotation, cellular component: nucleus. The record is from RefSeq and is a predicted model, not a curated record. The transcript is spliced from 5 exons. Gene Ontology annotation, molecular function: mismatched DNA binding; ATP binding; ATP-dependent DNA damage sensor activity. Lineage: Eukaryota; Metazoa; Arthropoda; Insecta; Hymenoptera; Braconidae. The coding region runs from base 3 to 4064 and encodes 1353 amino acids. Gene Ontology annotation, biological process: reciprocal meiotic recombination; mismatch repair.